Hypomesus transpacificus is the source of this 3039-nucleotide messenger RNA. RefSeq names its product E-selectin-like. The record is from RefSeq and is a predicted model, not a curated record. The transcript is spliced from 13 exons. Gene Ontology annotation, biological process: cell adhesion. Gene Ontology annotation, cellular component: membrane. The coding region runs from base 201 to 2162 and encodes 653 amino acids. Lineage: Eukaryota; Metazoa; Chordata; Actinopteri; Osmeriformes; Osmeridae.
GAAAUUCCAAACUAAUGCGCAGCCUCAUUGGGGAUUCCGGGAAAGAUGGUCCAGGUCUUAGGGGGUGUGUAUGCCUGUUGGUCUGUGUAUAUAAAUAUCAGGCAGCUAAGAGAAGUAUCAUUCAUUGUCUUAAAGAGACUUAGCUACAGCUAUAUCUGAUCAGCUUUCUGCAUAGAAGCACAUAAGACUAUAUUCUUACCAUGGAUUUUUGCAUCAGCCAUCAGCCUGCCCGAGGUUCCAGGAUCUCCACCUUCUGGAUCUCCUUCGCCCUCAUUUACUCAGGACUGUGCUUGUUGAGCAGUGUGGAGGGCUGGUCGUACCAUUACUCCAACACCACCAUGCAAUGGGAAAAGGCCCGACUGUGGUGUCAGGAACACUUCACCGACAUGGUGGCCAUCCAAGACCAGCGGGAGAUCGCUCACCUCAACGCCAUCCUCCCCAGAACAUCCAGCGGGUCGGGAUCCGAAUAUUACUGGAUUGGGAUCCGUAGAGUGGAGGGGGUUUGGACCUGGGUGGGAACCAAUAAGAGUCUGACGGCCGAGGCGGAGAACUGGGCGGUUGGGGAACCCAACAACGGGUGGAACAACAAACGAAGGAGCGAGGACUGUGUGGAGAUGUACAUCAAGAGGGAGCAGGACAACACCAAGUGGAACGACGAGUUGUGCAAGAAGAAGAAGAGGCCUCUGUGUUACACAGCUUCCUGUGCAAAAGACUCUUGUUUUCAUGGAGAAUGUGUGGAGACCAUAAACAGUCACAAGUGUGACUGUUUUGAGGGAUUCUAUGGAGACCAGUGUGAGCAUGUUGUUCAGUGUAAGCAGGAGGAAGUUCCAGUUCUGGCCAAAGCUAGCUUGGAGUGUUUACAUCCAAAUGGAAAUUUCUCCUACGAUUCCACAUGCCAGUAUACAUGUGAGCAGGGCUAUCAGCUGAACUCCUCUGGGACCAUGACAUGCACAGCCACUACACAGUGGUCAGAACAACCACCGUCCUGUGAAUUGAUUACAUGCAGCGAGCUGCUCAUUCUUGAGAACGGCACGAUGGACUGCCAACACCCCCUGGGGUCUUUCAGCUACUUGUCCACCUGUGGGGUCACCUGCGAGGAGGGCUUUGAACUGGUAGACCCAGGCUCUGCCAGUCUGCAGUGUGGAGCUUCAGGACAAUGGAACAACUCCCUGUCACAAUGUGCCGCUGUUCAAUGCGCUGCUCUCGGGGCACCUGAGAAUGGGACCGUGACCUGUGGUGGAGACCCGGAGACGGAGUUUAGCUACGGACGUGACUGCAGCUACAGCUGUGCGGAAGGCUACCGUCUCCAGGGAGCCAGCCUGGUGACGUGCGCUGCGGAUGCUAGCUGGAGCGAGGAGACGCCACGUUGCGAAGCGAUCAAGUGCUCGAAGCCUGCGGGAGUACCUCAACUGCUCACCGAGUGUAACCAUGCUGCCGAUGAGCUGUGGCCAGGCUCCAGCUGCAUAUUCAGCUGUGCUGCGGGCUAUGAGAUGCAGGGAGAACCCAGAAUGGAGUGCUCCGGAAAGGGGGAGUGGAGCGCAGACAUGCCCACCUGCAGAGCUGCGCAGUGCCCCUCUCCCAGGGCUCCACUGGGGGGUCAGGUGAUCUGUGUGGCCCCCUCGCCCUCCACCUCGGCCCCAGUCGGGGGCGCCCAUACCUGGGGCUCCGUGUGUUCCUACCUCUGUGAUGAGGGCUAUGACCACCAGGGGUCCCUGAGCACAGAAUGCGUUGGCUCAGGUGUCUGGAGUUCUGAAAUCCCUACCUGUACAGCAGUGAGAUGCCCCUUGCUCCAGGCUCCAGCUAACGGCGCCGUCAGUUGUUCCAAUCGAGAUCCCAAUGAGACCGUGUUCGGCUCAGAUUGCUCCUUUACCUGUGAACAGGGGCACGAUCUACACGGACACGUUCACGUCACCUGCAAUCUCCAUGGCAACUGGACCGGAGUGGCUCCCCGGUGCGAAGCCACUCCUUUUUUUGAGGCUCUGUUGACGCCGACUAACAUGGGUCUGGCAGCAGGGGGCGCUGUGUCGUUGUCCGGCUUGUCUCUCGCGAUGUGGCUGCUGAAACGACUCAGACAGAAAGGUAACAAGUUCGAAUUGAACAGUUUCUCAGACGUUGAAGAUCCACCACAAGUCUACAAGAACAGCAUUGACAGCCUCAUUUAGAGAACAGCAUCAAGAUGUCCAGUAGGGUAGAGGUCAGAGGUCAGGAGGAAGUGGAAGUGGGGGAUAAGAAGAGGAGGUCAAAAACAGCUGGAUCUGUUAUGGAAAAUGACCUUCUGGGUGUUUCACAGUUCUUCAGGUUUAAGUUAUUACCUUGUUAUCCGAUGAUCUGAUGCACUGAUUGCUACUGCUGUAUGUAUUGAAGUAGUCUUUACUAUACCGACUGUAAAUAAUGCCCAAAUGAGAAAAACCCUUUAUAGCGAAACACUUUAUUUGUAGAUUAUCUGUGCUGCCUGUUGUAAAAGUUUUUCACAAUAGCAUGAUUUCCUCCCAAAGGGAGUUUUUGAACUGAACAUAUUGUUCUCCAGCUUCUUUAGUUAAGAAGUUAUUUAAUACAAUUUCCAAAAUAGUUUAUUAUAUUGUCAUGUUUUCAAAUCUGUGAAAAGCUAUAGAUUUCAGCAUUUAAGUCAUAUUUAUUUCAAAGUAUAUAUGUUUCUAUGUUUCAAGUGCUACUAUUAAAACUGACAUGUUUUCAUAUGAAUAAAGUAUUUGUACUCAAAUAUCUUAGCCUCUCAUUGCAUCCUUAUGUAAAACUCUACAUUACGUCAACUAUUUAGUUCAAAUAUGCCCAAAACACAAACGAUCAAGUCAAUAAUGUUACACAAAACACAGUAUCAGAGGAGCUGGUUUUGCAAGAGGUGGCACAUUUCCCAAGUAGCUGGCUCCAGGAGGACACAGUGGCACGCGAUGGCACACCAUCCUGUCAACACGGCCGUUUGGCAUGGUCUUUGAGGAUGUCGGCCUGUUUUAAUGACACGGGUCUUUUCCAGGGGUCCUGUCUCGGUCGUUUCCACAUCCUGAACCCUGUCCUUUUUGUUUU